AUGAACAACAGUCUCGAAGAUCUGGAAUAUGCAGAUGACGCUGUUUUACUCUCGCAUUCGCAUCAAUAUAUGCAGCAUAAAAUUCCAUCUGUUGUCGGUUGCGUUGAUGGAACGCACGUUAAGGUAAUUGCGCCAUCCGAAAAUAGUCACAGAAAGAGUUAUUACAGUUUAAAUGUUAUGCUGGUAUGUGACCAUGAAUUAAAAAUACGCUACGUCGACGCUUCUCAUCCGGGUGCUAGUCAUGAUUCGCUAAUUUGGAACGUUAGCGAAUUACGUUCACAUUUUGACACACAGUUUUCAAACCACCAAAGAACUUUCUGGUUGUUAGGUGAUGCUGGAUAUCCGUUAGAACCAUGGCUUAUUACUCCUUAUCGGACGCCGAACCAAGCACAAAUUGUAAAUGUUACUUGUUGCUUUCAUAACAUCUGCAUUCAUUUCAGACCGAAUAUACCCGAUACAAUCGAUGCCAAGGCGGAGUUAAACUUCCCUGAAAUUCACGACGUCCAUUCCAACAUACCAACACACAAUAUGGAGGUUGCGAGAUCAAUAAGAAAUAAUAUCCGUGAUUCCCUCAAUAACUAA
Messenger RNA from Anastrepha obliqua, 582 nucleotides. Its product is annotated as putative nuclease HARBI1. The transcript is spliced from 4 exons. Bases 1 to 582 code for a protein of 193 amino acids. The record is from RefSeq and is a predicted model, not a curated record. NCBI's taxonomy places the organism in Eukaryota, Metazoa, Arthropoda, Insecta, Diptera, Tephritidae.